Messenger RNA from Taeniopygia guttata (zebra finch), 716 nucleotides. RefSeq names its product G protein subunit gamma 13 (gene GNG13). The record is from RefSeq and is marked provisional. Gene Ontology annotation, biological process: G protein-coupled receptor signaling pathway. Lineage: Eukaryota; Metazoa; Chordata; Aves; Passeriformes; Estrildidae.
AGAUUGUCCCGAGCCUUUGGCAUCUCCGGGAGCCGGAAAGAGCUGCGGGAGCACCGCCAGGCCCGGGCUGCGGACCGGCCCCGAUUCUCUGCUGCCGAAUCCCCAAACCAGCCCAACGGAGCCCUCGGAGAGCGCGAUGGACGAGUGGGAUCUCCCACAAUGGAAAAAAGAGGUGGAAAGCCUCAAGUACCAGCUGGCCUACAAGAGGGAGAUGUCCUCCAAGACUAUACCUGAGUUCGUGAAGUGGAUCGAGGAUGGAAUUCCCGAGGAUCCCUUCCUGAACCCGGAGCUGAUGAAGAACAACCCCUGGGUGGAGAAAGGCAAAUGCAUCAUCCUCUGAGGCAGAGUUUGCAUUCCUCAGCCCCAGCUCCAACACAGAACCCCAACAAAAGCCCUGCCCGCUCCUCCUUUCCUCUCUUGUAGCUGUAGAAGGGUUUUAGAAAUGGGGGGAACACGGGGAAACGCCCCAGGAGGGGCAGCCUGGGGGGAGGAGCAGCAAAAACUGCUCCAGGGGCAUGCUGCAGCUUCAUCUCACACUACACCAACCCAAAAAAGGCAGGUUUUUGCAACUUGUAAAGAAGCUUUUUAUCAACCCCCCCAUUUUUAGUGGUUUUAGAUACUUUUGUACGCUGUAGGAUAUUGCUUCACAGCAAACCAGGCAGAAUCUGGCACCUCGAGGUUUAUGACUGAAAUAAACAGAGCAAUACUUCACUACU